GCAAAAAAAUGGAGGAGCAAAGACUUCAAUCAGUGCCGGAGAUGAUUGACGGCAACAUCAAAGCUGAGGAAACGGAACCGAGUGCUGAAGAAAAGGUGAACAAGGAGGAGGAGGAUGACGACGAUGAGGAGUUCUAUGAGAGGAUUGAAGCGCCUAAAUUCGUUGAUUUUACUAAACCCAACACCUUUCGCACUGAUGAUCGCUACUGGUUCUGCUCCCGGGUCGGUUGUGAUCAAAAGCACGAGGAGGAAAUAAACCCAGAAGAGAUCUCUAGAAACUUUGUUCUCCGGGUCCUGGCAGCAAGAAGUCCCAACAUUAAGCUUCGGAAAGCACUGAAUGGGGAACACUCCAGCAUGAAAUGUCCACUUUCAGCUCCUGCAAAACCUUCCAAGUCCAGGAUGCCGAGGUUAGCCGUGGUUUCUUCUUCGAUUUCUUGCAAGAUGGGUGAUCCACAAAGCAAAAUCAAAGCUACUUCAAAAGUUACUUCUACCCCAGUGGUGAAGUCAAGGCAAGUUGCUGCCAAGUAUAUGACAACACCAAGGAACAAAAACUGUCUUCCCAAUCCCAGCUCCUUUCGAAGUGUUCAAAAUCCAAAGACGACCAAUGAUCAUGUGCCUAAGGAUCGAACAGUAGCAAAGGCACUAGUUUUUCGCUCCCCGAAGAAGGCCAUGAGUCUUAAAAAAUCUGUUGAAUUGCAAACCCCUUUAACAAAGAUUUGUGAAGGGAUGAAGAGGCUUGAGAUAGCACGUCAAAAGAAGACAUUAAAGUGUAUCAAAAGCAAGCCCAAGCCAGAAACUGAAGAUUCCUCUAUAAGGCAAUUAAAGAUUUGCAAGGGUGAUAAAAGGUUCAAGGAUCUGGUACCUUCCAAGUCUACAAAGACUCAGCACAAGAAGAUCCCAACUGACAAAGUGGUUGAAAACAAUUAUGGUGACAUGGAUGUCGAUGUGACAGUGAGGGAUGGUUCUACCUUUGAUUGUACCAAGAAAGAAGAGGAUCUGCAACCGAAAGAAACUUCUGACACUACAAGUUCACAUGAUUUGGGAGCUAAAAUGAACUUGCCAAAUUUAGAAGAUAAAGAGAAUAUGGGAAGUGCUGAAGAUCAUUCAAAUGAAACGUUGGCAGGACAUGGGAGUGGACAAAUGAAUGAUGAUGGUAAAGAAAAUGCUUUGAAUCCUGAAGAUAAUAACAGAGUAUUUAACAACCGGCCACUGGGUGAUAAGAUUCUUAGCAAGGAGACACAUAAAAAGAACAAGGUUGUUCAAACACUAGAUAAGAAUUUGAAAGGCGGUCUUACUUCUAUCGGUGCUGGUCCUACAGUGGUGAAAUAUAAAAAACCGAAGCCUACCAACAUCAAGCCUUUUAGGCUAAGAACUGAUGAAAGAGGGAUUCUUAAAGAAGCUACACUGGAGAGAAAGCUUCAUUUUCCUGCUCCUGAGAAAGAGGUUGUAAGAGAUACAAGUGUGAUAAAGAAGACAUUUCGGAUUCCAAAGAACGAGAAGUUUUCUAUUGAACAAAGAAAGCACAUUGAUUCUACUAGUAAUAAUUGUGGAAAAGAAUCAGCAGCAGGUGGAGUGUCCAGUACAACUGCCCUAAAGAUGCAAAUGGGAUCAAAACCAGUCCCUACUACUGCACGAAAAAACGCUGAAUCAACACAGCAAAGACCCAGAUCUAUGACCAGGUUAAGGACACGAUCACCUUCUCUUCAGCAACAGCCUCAAGGGGUUGCUUCACCUAGGAAGGUAGGUCAACAACGACUCGGUGUAAUAAAGGAGAAAUCUUCUAAAGUGAACAGUGAUGUUAUGGUGGCGGAGAACAAAACUAGAGCAACUUGUGCUGCAAGAUCCACAUCGCAGACAAAGCGGCCUGUGACCAUUGCUAAAGAACCAAACUUUCACAGCUCACGUCGACCAAGGAGUUGCCCAAAGAUAAUUGUUUAAGGCAUGGUGGUGGUUUUGUUGUAUGUAAGAUUCAUUUCAUCCAUCAAUCAUUCAUUGAAUUUCACUCACUAUUUUCUCCAUGGCAUUUGAAAGACUUUUGUAGGCAUUUGUUCAAUUAUUAUGCUACAAAAUAUUUUGUAGCCACUUAUAUAUCUGAUUGGCUCUUGUGUAGAACAAGCUUUU
Messenger RNA from Cynara cardunculus var. scolymus (artichoke), 2120 nucleotides. RefSeq lists its product as uncharacterized. The record is from RefSeq and is a predicted model, not a curated record. Lineage: Eukaryota; Viridiplantae; Streptophyta; Magnoliopsida; Asterales; Asteraceae. The transcript has 10 exons. The coding region runs from base 9 to 1937 and encodes 642 amino acids.